Messenger RNA from Dipodomys spectabilis (banner-tailed kangaroo rat), 4849 nucleotides. It is a transcript of the gene Adamts3, whose product is annotated as ADAM metallopeptidase with thrombospondin type 1 motif 3. Gene Ontology annotation, molecular function: metalloendopeptidase activity. Bases 1 to 3600 code for a protein of 1199 amino acids. The transcript has 22 exons. Lineage: Eukaryota; Metazoa; Chordata; Mammalia; Rodentia; Heteromyidae. Gene Ontology annotation, biological process: extracellular matrix organization; proteolysis. Gene Ontology annotation, cellular component: extracellular matrix. The record is from RefSeq and is a predicted model, not a curated record.
AUGCAAGCCCCUACAGGAGGUUCAGCUGGGCAAGAACCUUUUGCAGUCAAUCACGACGGCUCUGGCCGGGUGGAACUUUUGAGUGGUGACUCUGCUGGUUCUGAAGAAAUCCUGCCGAUAGAUUUACCAAUAAAAGGACAUAAAGAAUAUGAGCUGGUGACUCCAUUCAGCACAAAUGUAGAAGGACAUUAUGUUUCCCAUAUUCUUUCUGCAAAUCAUAAAAAGAGGUCAACGAGGGAUGUGUCUUCCAACUCUGAGCAGUUGUUCUUUAACAUCACAGCAUUUGGAAAAGAUUUUCAUCUGCGACUAAAGCCUAACACUCAAUUAAUUGCUCCUGGGGCUGUAGUAGAAUGGCACGAGACAUCUCCAGUGCCUGGGAAUAUAACUGGCCACUUACAUGAUGAUCAGCCUGGAAAUGCUGCAGAUACAAUCUGGAGAACAGAGCCCUUGCAGACCAACUGUGCUUAUGUUGGUGACAUUGUGGACAUUCCAGGAACUUCUGUUGCCAUUAGCAACUGUGAUGGUCUGGCUGGAAUGAUAAAAAGUGGAAAUGAAGAGUAUUUCAUUGAGCCCUUGGAAAGAGGCAAGCAGAUGGAGGAGGAAAGAGGAAGGAUUCAUGUUGUCUACAAGAGAUCAGCAGCCCAGCAGGCUCCCCUGGACAUGUCUGGAGAUUUCUACCCUAGAGAGUCUGCUUUAGAAGGCCUUGAGGAUCUAGGCAAAGCGUAUAGCAGCAUUGGCCAGCAGCUGAAUGAGACACUACGCCACCGCAGACACUCAGGAGAAAACAAUUACAACAUCGAGGUGCUGCUGGGAGUGGAUGACUCUGUAGUCCGUUUCCAUGGCAAAGAACAUGUACAGAACUACCUCCUCACCCUGAUGAACAUUGUGAACGAAAUUUACCACGAUGAGUCCCUAGGCGUGCAUAUUAACGUGGCCCUGGUGCGCAUGAUAAUGCUGGGCUAUACAAAGUCCAUCAACCUCAUAGAAAGGGGAAACCCAUCCAGAAGUUUGGAAAAUGUGUGUCGCUGGGCUUACCAGCAACAAAAACCAGAUCCCAACCACUCUGAACACCAUGAUCAUGCCAUUUUCUUAACCAGGCAAGACUUUGGACCUGCUGGAAUGCAAGGAUAUGCUCCAGUCACAGGCAUGUGUCAUCCAGUGAGAAGUUGUACCCUGAAUCAUGAGGAUGGUUUUUCAUCAGCUUUUGUAGUAGCCCAUGAAACUGGCCAUGUGUUGGGAAUGGAGCAUGACGGACAAGGCAACAGGUGUGGUGAUGAGACCGCCAUGGGCAGCGUCAUGGCUCCCUUGGUACAAGCUGCCUUUCAUCGCUACCACUGGUCUCGGUGCAGUGGUCAGGAACUAAAGAGAUACAUCCAUUCCUAUGAUUGUCUCCUGGAUGAUCCUUUCGAACAUGAUUGGCCCAAACUCCCAGAACUUCCUGGAAUAAAUUAUUCUAUGGAUGACCAAUGUCGUUUCGAUUUUGGUGUUGGUUACAAGAUGUGUACUGCGUUCCGAACCUUUGACCCAUGUAAACAACUAUGGUGCAGCCAUCCUGACAAUCCCUACUUUUGUAAGACUAAAAAGGGACCCCCACUAGAUGGGACCGAAUGUGCUGCUGGAAAAUGGUGCUAUAAAGGUCACUGCAUGUGGAAGAAUGCUAAUCAGCAAAAACAAGAUGGCAACUGGGGGUCAUGGACCAAAUUUGGCUCUUGUUCCCGAACAUGUGGAACUGGUGUUCGUUUCAGAACACGCCAGUGCAAUAAUCCCACGCCCAUCAAUGGUGGUCAGGAUUGUCCUGGUGUUAAUUUUGAGUACCAGCUUUGUAAUACAGAAGAAUGCCAGAAACACUUCGAGGACUUCAGGGCCCAGCAGUGCCAGCAGCGUAACUCCCACUUUGAAUACCAGAAUAGCAAACACCACUGGUUGCCUUACGAACAUCCUGAAUCCAAGAAAAGAUGCCAUCUUUAUUGUCAAUCCAGAGAGACAGGAGAUGUUGCGUAUAUGAAACAGCUGGUACAUGAUGGCACGCACUGCUCCUACAAGGACCCGUAUAGUAUCUGUGUGCGAGGAGAGUGUGUGAAAGUGGGCUGUGAUAAGGAAAUUGGUUCAAACAAGAUUGAAGAUAAAUGUGGGGUCUGUGGUGGAGAUAAUUCCCACUGUCGCACUGUGAAGGGGACAUUUACCAGGAUACCCAGGAAGCUUGGCUACCUUAAGAUGUUUGAUAUCCCCCAUGGGGCUAGACAUGUGUUAAUCCAAGAAGAGGAGGCUUCUCCUCACAUUCUUGCCAUUAAGAAUCAGGCUACAGGUCACUACAUUUUAAAUGGCAAAGGGGAGGAGGCCAAGUCCCGGACGUUUAUAGAUCUUGGUGUGGAAUGGGAUUACAGCAUUGAGGACGACAUUGAGACUCUUCACACUGAUGGGCCCUUACAUGAUCCUGUCAUGGUUCUGAUUAUACCUAAAGAGAAUGAUACCCGCUCCCGCUUGACGUAUAAGUAUAUCAUCCAUGAAGACUCCGUGCCUACAAUUAACAGCAACAAUGUCAUUCAGGAAGAAUUAGAUACUUUUGAGUGGGCUUUGAAGAGUUGGUCUCAGUGCUCCAAACCCUGUGGUGGAGGUUUCCAGUACACUAAAUACGGAUGCCGGAGGAAAAGUGAUAAUAAAAUGGUUCAUCGUAGCUUCUGUGAGGCCAGCAAAAAGCCAAAACCCAUUAGACGAAUGUGCAAUAUUCAGGAAUGCACACAUCCACUCUGGGUUGCAGAAGAGUGGGAACAUUGCACCAAAACCUGUGGCAAUUCCGGCUACCAGAUCCGCACCGUACGCUGCCUCCAGCCACUCCAUGAUGGCACCAACCGCUCUGUGCACAGCAAGUACUGUGUGGGUGAUCGUCCUGAGAGCCGCCGGCCCUGUAACAGAGGGCCUUGCCCGGCCCAGUGGAAAACUGGGCCUUGGAAUGAGUGUUCAGUGACCUGCGGUGAGGGAACAGAGGUGAGGCAGGUGCUGUGCAGGGCUGGAGACCAAUGCGACGGGGAAAAGCCCGAGUCUGUCAGAGCCUGUCAGCUACCUCCCUGUAAUGAUGAGCCAUGUUUGGGAGACAAGUCCAUAUUCUGUCAAAUGGAGGUGCUGGCCCGAUACUGUUCCAUUCCAGGUUAUAAGAAGUUGUGUUGUGAGUCGUGUAGCAAGCGCAGCAGCACCUUGCCACCACCCUACCUGGGAGAAGCUGCUGCAACUCACGAUGAUUCUAUCUUCAGUUCGAGUGACCUCUCAAAAUCUCUAGUGAUGCCUACACCUUUGGUUCCUUACUAUUCAGAGACCCCUGCUGAGAAAAAGUCUUUGGGAAGUCCACACACACAUGCUGCUUUCAGCAGACCUGAUGGUGCUAACUCACCCCAGAGAGGAGCACAGCAGGCUGGAAGUAAGACUCUGACCCCGGUCUCAGAACCAUCCUCCUCAUCCACCAAGGGUGCUGGCCACCUUGAUUCUGCUUCACAGGUGGCUGCUGCAUCCUUCCUUGACAUCAGUGAUUCCACAGGUGCUUCUUCUCAGGCAAGAACCUCAAAGAAAGAUGACAAGAUAAUAAGGUUGCCUAUUUUAGAAAGAUGAGAAGAUAGAUCUGGAAACCUGGACAACCUCUCUCUCUGCAUGGUGCAUACAGCUUGUUCAAAGUGGGAAUCUCCAUAGAUGGUUUACUUUUAUCGGUUAAAUGGAAGUAUGUAAAGUGCUGGUUCACUUUCUCGUUGCUUUUAUCCUCCCUUUUUAUUCUGCAUUGACUCAUUUCACCAGAAUUCAUCAGAAGAAAGGACCAAAGAUAUGUUCACAAAAAGACAGUGCAUUGCUGAGUCUGGUGGCUGCUCUCUAGAAGAAGGGACUGGAACCAAUUGUGCAUAUCAGCUGAUUUUUUUAAUGCCAACGGUUUACACCUCAAGAAAUUUUGGAAAUAGUGCAAAGAAUUGUUAGACUUGUAUUCCUAUUUAUCUAUAUUAGAAAUAUUGUAUGGGCAAAUUUGCAGCUGUUGUGUAAAUACUGUAUAUUGCAGAAAUCAGUAUUAUUUUAAAGAGAUGUUCUUGAAUGAUUGUUUACUAUCUUACAUUUCUGGAUGUUCUAGGUGCCUGCCAUUGAGUAUUGCCUUAUUUGACAUUCCAUAGGUUGAUUUUUCAAAGCAGAAUAUUAUGAAGAAGUUAGAAUUACAGCUACUGACAAUAUAAGAAGCUUUGUUGUAUGGUUUUUGUUGAAUCAACAAUGUGAUACUUAAAUUAUAGAAAAAGCAGAGAACUGAAAGAAAAAGCAGAGAACUGAAAGAUAAACAGAUCUCAUCUAUUCCCUAUUGUUUCUACAACUAAAACACAAAACCCAGGAUUGAUAAUAAUUAGAGCAGUAAAUGAACCUGUACAAGACAAAUGGUCUUGCCAGGACCUCAUUUUGCACCCUUGUGAUUUUUCUAAUUUUCCUAUUGCUGAUAUACAAAUGCUUAUACUUUUGAGUAGCUGAGAAAAGUAUCAGACUAGAAGUGACAGUGCUUUGAAAGCAGGUUCAAGGAAGUAUUCGUUAAUGGUUGAAAUAAUUUAUUUUCUGCAUGGUUCAUAUCCAAAUAUUCACAACCACAAUGCAUCCGACUGCAAUAAUGUGCUAGUAAUUUAUGUCAGUGAUCACCUUGCUCAUAGUGAAGCCAGAAAUGCUCUCUCCAGGGAGUAGAUGUAAAGUACUUGUACAUAGAAUACAAAACGGAAAAUAUUUAUUAAAAGUUGAUUUUUUUCUUGAUAGUAUUUUUAUGUACUAAAUAUUUACACUAGUAACAAUAAAAUAUUUUGGUAAACUAGAGAGAGAAUUUUCUGUGCCAUAGAGGAGAAAUUAA